Messenger RNA from Drosophila arizonae, 3555 nucleotides. It is a transcript of the gene PIG-O, whose product is annotated as phosphatidylinositol glycan anchor biosynthesis class O. Lineage: Eukaryota; Metazoa; Arthropoda; Insecta; Diptera; Drosophilidae. Gene Ontology annotation, molecular function: mannose-ethanolamine phosphotransferase activity. The record is from RefSeq and is a predicted model, not a curated record. Gene Ontology annotation, biological process: GPI anchor biosynthetic process. Gene Ontology annotation, cellular component: endoplasmic reticulum membrane.
CGACAGAAAAGCCGUGAAAAAAUUGAAAGAAAUGACAAACUCUAAAUGAAAUUAAGUACGAAUCGGGAUGCUGAAGAACACUUGACGUAUUUAAGUGGCUCCACAUUGAAAGUGCAAUUAAAAUUAAUAAAUAGUCGUAAUUAGCGUAAGCGUACUGGCGUCUCACAAUGAACUACACAUACUUGUUUGUGCUCAUUUGGCUCGCCUAUUUGAUAUGCAGCGGUGUGCUGCUCUUUUCCCGAGGAUUUCUGCUGGCGCGCGUCUCCAAGACGGAGACAAGCAGCUGCCGCCACCUAUCCACAAAUCCCGAUGAUGAAUAUUACCUGACACCGGAGGUGGUGCAGGAGAUCUUUAAGGAUGUCAACGCCUCGACGUCCUCCAAUUUAUGUCUUCCACAAAAAUCGAAAGUUAUUAUGCUUGUCAUAGAUGCAUUAAAAUAUGAAUUUGGUGUGUACAAAGAGAAUGCCACUGAACCGCCGUUGCCUUAUGAAAACAAAUUGGAAGUGCUGCAUCGGCUGUUGCAACAGUCGCCGGAGCAUGCGCGUCUAAUGCGCUUUAGAGCAGAUCCGCCCACGACUACGUUGCAACGCUUGAAGGGUCUCACCACAGGCAGUCUGCCCACCUUUAUUGACAUUGGCUCCAACUUUGCCUCGCCCGAGAUAAAUGAGGAUAAUAUCAUUGAUCAGAUGGUCAAGAGCCAUUUGCCCUUGGUUUUUCUGGGCGAUAGCACAUGGACUGAUCUGUACCCGCGUCGUUUCAAGCGUGCCUACUCCUAUCCCAGCUUUGAUAUAUUCGAUUUGGAUAGCGUGGACAAUCAGAUAAAGCAGCGUCUGCCCAAGGAGCUGGCCAGCAAUGAUUGGCAGGUGCUCAUAGCACACUUCCUGGGCGUCGAUCAUUGUGGCCACAAACAUGGACCCAUCCACGAUGAAAUGGCGCGCAAAUUAACCGAAAUGAAUGAUAUUAUAAGCUCCGUCGUGGCUGCCAUGGAUAAUGAGACCACGUUGCUGAUAAUGGGCGAUCAUGGUAUGACGGCUAGUGGGGAUCAUGGCGGUGAUACUGAUGACGAAACGAAUGCGCUGCUGUUUGCCUACACAAAGCAGCAUAAAUUCUAUACCAGCAACGAUUCGGGAUCUGAUAGCGAAUUGCUGCAGCAGAUUGAUCUGGUGCCCACUUUAUCGACCAUACUCGGCGUGCCCAUACCCUAUUCGAAUCUCGGCCUGAUCAACUUUAAUAUUGUGCCCGCCAUUGCAGUGCCACAUUUGAGUAAAUUUCAAACAUUGCUGCUGCACGCCUGGCAAAAUGCCCAUCAAAUCUAUCGCUACUUCUUCAAAUAUGCCAUGGAGAAUAAGCGCACGUUUAAUGUCGAGGAAAUGGAUAAGCUGGAAACGGAAUUUAUACUACUCACACAUCGUGUGCAAACAAUCUACAACGAGGCGGCCUUCAAGUCGUUUGUGCGCGAUCUAAAUAUCAAUUUACGUGACAUCCUCAAUGUCUGUCGCGAGAUUUGGGUUAAGUUUGAGCCCACGCAGAUGUCGCAGGGCUUGCUAUUUAGUUUUCUGCCCAUCUUCUUUGCCUUUCUGUUGGUGAACAACUCGAAUGCCGGCGGUUAUGCACAAAUAUUUAAGCCCAAAGAAGUGUUCUACACGUUUCUGAUUAACAUUGCUGCUGGCGUCUUUGGCUAUCGCUACUACAAGAGCUUUUCGUUCAAGACGGAGGAACAUGGCGUCAUAUUCUUUACCAGUCUGCUCAGCGCUGUUCUGCUGGCUUUUUAUACGAUUCGACAUUGGAAAAGCAUUGCCAACAAUUGGGCAAAUGUGAAGCGUUUUGGCCAUAUGCCAACACGCCUGCUGCUCUUUGCCAGUGUCGCCGUCUUCUUCUCCAACAGCUUUGUCAUACAGGAGGCCAAGAUAUUGUCCUAUCUGCUAGUGGCCAUCAUUCUGCUGUUUGUCUACGAGCUGCUGCAGUUGAGCGCACGUUUAGAUUUCAAGAACAAGUUCAAAUGGUCGCAGCUCUUGCGCUCCACAACCCUACGAUUGGUGUUGGCCAGCUUGUUGGCCAUCUGCUGCAUUCGCUUUGCCUACACGCUCUUCCGCUGUCGCGAGGAGCAAGGCAAUUGCGCAGAUUUCGCAAGCGCCAGCACGGCGGGCUUCUCCGUGAAGAAACCAGCGAUGGGCAAGACCUAUAUACUAGCUGUCGUCAUAAUUGUUUUGUACACCACAUUGACUCGUUUGUAUUUGCGCUCCUGUGGCAAUUUGACCGGCAAUUCAGCAAAUGUCCUGCUGGCACGCUACGGACCAACUGUCGCUUCCAUUUGUGCUGGCGGGCAUAUACUGCUCGCCAAUAGCACCGUGAAGAAUAUACAACGCACACACAUAGACACCAUGGCUCUGGUCAUCUAUGGAUUGCUGCUAUUGCAAAUUCUGGUCGUCUCCUGGUCGCCACUGAUGGUAUUUGUGCUGCCGCCCAAAAAUCCAAAUACAAUUACGGUCAAUGGGCAGGAUAGCAUUGUGCCGGAAAUCUUUCGGAAAAUGAAGCGCAUGUACGAAGGCGACGAUGCUGAGCAACGCUAUGAGAUACCCGUUGUCUAUGGCCUGGCCACCGUCUACUCAUCGAUCAUCAUCUCAUUUGGCGUCUUCCUUGCCAUGCUGAUGAUUGUGCUGCUCGAGCCGCGUGCGAGCAUCGGUCUGAUUGUCUGCAUUGUCGUUGGAGCUAUUUUACUGAGCUUGCACGGCAUUCUACGCUAUCGCACAGCCAACAGCUUUGAGAGCUGCGUGCAGCCCACAUUUAGCGCUGUGGUCGGCUGGUUUCUGCUGGCGCACUUUUGCUUCUUUGCCACGUCUCAUCAGACAACGUUAUCCCAGAUCGACUGGCGCGCUGCCUUUGUGGGACGGUCUAGCGCCUUGGGGCAAUCUCAUCUCAUAUCCGGCACGCUGGUCAUACUCAACACCUUUUGCGGGCCCAUCUUCUUCUACUGCAUGUACUCGCUGCUCAGCACAGAGACCUUCUCGCUGUUUGCUCUGUUUCCCAAUCUCAUCAAGAGCUGCAGCAGCAACAGCAAUACCAACAAUCGCAGCAAUGCCAAAGCUAGUUCAGCGGCUACAGCUUUGUCUGAUUUGGCCAACGAUGCUGUGGGCUUUGAUAUGACACGUGGCGAGCUGGCGUUGUAUGAGUAUGAGGAUGUUUUCCUUGGUGCAGGCUUCAAGCUGGCCACGCAGUUCUUUAUGCUGCAGGGCCUUAAGAUCUUCUGUGCCAUGCUUGCCUGUACCAUACACUGUCGCCAUUUGAUGGUCUGGAAGAUCUUUGCGCCGCGCUUCAUCUACGAAGCCUUGGCCACCUUUGUCGGUCUGCCAGCUCUCAUUGUGGGCUAUUUGUUGCUAUUGCGCAUUAAUCGCGCUGUCGAUGGACUCAUUAAGUGCAUCAAUAAGGAUAAGUAAACCGGAAUAACAGCAAUUCAGCAUUUGCUCUAGUCCCGCUACCGCAACCAAAAGUGUGUAUUUUAAAUUUUUAUAUGCCGAUCCCUAUUUAUUUAGCAUUUACUAAAUUAUAUAGACUAGA